Neoarius graeffei (lesser salmon catfish) is the source of this 1957-nucleotide messenger RNA. It is a transcript of the gene foxd3, whose product is annotated as forkhead box D3. The coding region runs from base 429 to 1595 and encodes 388 amino acids. The record is from RefSeq and is a predicted model, not a curated record. Gene Ontology annotation, biological process: anatomical structure morphogenesis; cell differentiation; regulation of transcription by RNA polymerase II. The transcript has a single exon. Gene Ontology annotation, molecular function: RNA polymerase II cis-regulatory region sequence-specific DNA binding; DNA-binding transcription factor activity, RNA polymerase II-specific. Lineage: Eukaryota; Metazoa; Chordata; Actinopteri; Siluriformes; Ariidae.
GCUGUUCAACACAGAGAGACCGUCUGACGUCACGGGGUCACAUGACAGGGCUGAUAGUAUAUCUUUAAGUGGGAAAAACUAUCCUAAUCUAUCAGACAGUCGUUUUUAAAAACCUUGCUUGGAAAGCAUGCGUCAUCACCUCUCUUUAGUCCAAAGUCAGUCGUGAGCAGGCUGGAGGAAAUCCGCCGGAGCGCGCGCUCAAGUUUGUUGAAACUUGCUGAAGAGCGCUCAUCGGGAGAGGAGACAUAUUAUUAUUAUUACUAUCAUUAUUAUUAUUAUUAUCUGAAGUUUUGAGUUUUCACUGGCAAGGCGCUGUGACUGAGCUGCAUUUUGCCAAGUGCUUGACACCCGAGCUGCCCGCCCGCCCGCCGGAUCUCACUGCGCUCUUUCCCUUUCCGAAUCGGUUUCUGAGCCAAGCGCGCGCAGCAAUGACCCUGUCGGGAAGCGGCAGCGCCAGCGACAUGUCCGGUCAGACGGUGCUCACUGCAGAGGACGUGGACAUUGACGUGGUCGGUGAAGGAGACGAAGGACUCGAGCGGGACAGCGAGUGCGGAAGCCCAGGCAUGUUGCCCGAACCCGGAGACGAUGGAGACGACCUGGAAGUGCACGAGCGCACUACCGGGAGCUCGUGCGAGAGUGGCGGUGAGAGUGAGCACAGAGCAGGGGAGGAGGGCCAGGAGAGUGCCACUGCCCCGGUACCCAACAAGCCCAAGAGCAGCCUGGUGAAGCCGCCGUAUUCCUACAUCGCUCUUAUCACAAUGGCCAUCCUGCAGAGCCCGCAGAAAAAGCUCACACUGAGCGGCAUCUGCGAGUUCAUCAGCAACCGCUUCCCGUAUUACCGGGAGAAGUUCCCUGCGUGGCAGAACUCCAUCCGCCACAACCUGUCGCUCAACGACUGCUUCGUCAAGAUUCCGCGCGAGCCGGGCAACCCGGGCAAGGGCAACUACUGGACUCUGGACCCCCAAUCUGAAGACAUGUUCGACAACGGCAGCUUCUUACGGAGAAGGAAGCGCUUCAAGAGACAGCCGGACAUCCUCCGGGAUCAGACCGCUCUGGUUAUGCAGAGUUUCGGUGCGUACGGGCUCGGAAGUCCUUACGGGCGCCACUACGGCCUCCACCCGGCCGCCGCGUAUUCUCACCCAGCAGCCGCGCUCCAGUACCCGUACAUCCCUCCUGUCGGUCCCGUUCUGCCUCCGGCUGUCCCGCUCCUACCGUCGGCUGAGGUGAACCGGAAGGCGUUCAGUUCGCAGCUCAGCCCGAGUCUCCAGCUGCAGCUCAAUGGCCUGAGCGCCGCCGCCGCAGCCGCAGCCGCCGCCGCUGCCAGCACGGCGUCCAUGAUCAAGUCGGAGCCUUCGAGUCGGCCCUCGUUCAGCAUAGAGAACAUCAUCGGUGUGUCCAGCAGCAGCGGUACCGGAAGCGCACAGACUUUGUUGCGGCCGCCGGUCACAGUGCAGUCGGCGCUGCUGAGCGCGCACUCGCUCUCAUCGUUAACACGGAGCUCAGCCAUCCUCAGCGUGCCGCCGACAAACCUCAUCUCCGGACAGUUCUUACCGGCGGCGUCCACGGCGGCGGCAUCGAAAUGGCCUUCUCAGUGAUAAACUCAUUUUCUAAUACUGAAGGGAUGGGAUGGGAUGGGAUGGGAUGGGAGAGACUGUACAGCACGAACUGGGCAGCACUGGACGAUUCGUCCACCUCAAUGUAGCCAUGUAAAGAAAAAAAAUGUAAAAAAGAAAAUAUACAAAACGGAGGAAUGCUUUCAGCACAGGUAAUAUUUGUAAAUAUUUGUAUGAAGAAAUUGUUCAACUUUCUGAUCCCCCCCCCCUUUCAUUUGCUGUUCGAUAAUUUCACAUCUUGUAACAAAGUGUUUUAUUUUCCCUCUCCAUCUUAUACAUGUUUUGUUUUUCUCAUUUGAAAUUUGAAAUCACAAGAAACGUGAUUCACUAAUUAGAGCAGUUCA